UGCUUUUUGGGUUGAUUGGGUCCCCAAAAAGUUCAGUUGUGAUUUUGCCAGCUUCAAUGACAGUUCACGUCGUCACGGCUCGUUAAAUCUCCGGCUAAAGCAAUUACAGAAAAAGACAUACCAACAAAAGCAAUUUAAAUAUAUACAAAACACAAACUGACUCUCGGAAACAGCAUUGGUCCCCGUGCGAUCGUGAAUAAGUAAAGUUCCCCAGCAAACAAGCGUUGAAAGUGCCAGUGUCCGCCUGAACCAUGUAUUGUGAAAUCAUUCACUCGGGAUAGUUAUCAAACAUUCAAAACCUUCGAACUGCUUAAAAUCUUCUGGAAUACGAACUAUUUUUUCUCCUGCAGUCCUAGUGACCCAUAGCAGGGCAGUUGCCAAAUGACUGUCGGGACAGAGACAGAGACUAAUUUCAACAAAUUAAGGAGAGGUGUUCUUCUUGGGUCUUCAUUAAAAUAGUGAUCACAAACGAAGCAGCAAAUAUUUUACUCAAACCACGAGCGGCAAUACAGCGAAUUUUUGUUUAAAACAAGCCUACAAAUAAACCCAAGCCUGGGAAUCUGACAUUAAAGGCCAAAAUACCAACAUCCGAAAAAGAAAAACAGAAACAGAAACGAAGCAGACACUCAAAAAGCCAACUCCGACCAUUGGUAACAAGAAAACUCCAUUCGUGCAAAAAGAAAUCCAGCAGAAAGACCAAACGGUCCACAGCUCAGAUCUUAGACAAAAAGCUGCAGCAGCAACAGAUGACGCUUAUGUAAUCAAUCCAGGCACUUUACCACAGCCAAUACAGCAAUCCACUUAAACCAAAAAUUGCUUGAGCUAUCUGGCGACAACAUAUACCACACUGAUAUUCCAGCGAUACAGAGGCAGCUGGUAGAGUACCCGACAAGCACGUCCAGCAUCGCUUGGUCAUAACGAAUGGAGAGAGGAAAUCUCACCGAAGCGGACAGCGGCAAUUGCAUCGGCUCACAGGCGGCAGUGGCAACAGGCAACAAUGUCAAUCAAUGCAUGACCACGCUUGCUGCACAGCAACAGCACGAGAUCAACCUACUGAGCGGCCGUUCGUUGGGUCUACGACGCCAACCCACCAAAUAUCCACACGGGGUGGCCGUUUGUGUGCAGCCCAUCAGCGAUGGGGCACAUCACCAUAAUCAUCGUUCUGCAGAUUAUUCGCGCGCGUCUACGUUGCGAAGCUCAAGUUGGGAUGGCAAAGUAGACGGGAAAUGUCAUUUGGAUGGGAGUAAGGGGCAGCAGCAACAACAGACACACAAGUGCCAGAUGGGGGGAAUGUUUAACAGACCCGUCGAGAAUCUGGCCGAAUUACAGGUGCGCCGCCACAAAUACCCCCUCACCGGCAAUUACUACCUAGACUCGCCAGAAGCGGCAGCCAAGACAUCUUUGAUGACUCUUCAGUUUGGAAAGCGACUCUGCAAAUGGCAGUACUUGCGAUGGCCUUUGAUAUUUGCAGCCAGUGUGUUGGUAUUCUUCGGUUUGAUAACCUACAGCAUUUGGCUACAUGACAUCAGUGUGGCCAGGGAGCGGUACUUGCAGCAGAAGAAACAGAGCUACGACGAUGAUGCGAUGCAAUCAAAUGGAGUAGCAAAUACACAGCCCACGGAAGGCAGCACGGUGCGGGCGGCAGUAACGGAAAGUGCUCAAGUGAUUAGAGAGUCUACGCUGUUGCGCACACUGAGCUCGAGAUCGCGCCAAAGACCUAGAGAACAGAAGUUGUCAACCGUUGAGUACGGACACUCCAAGGCGGCCAACGCAUGGGAUAAACAACGCAAAGACUCCCCUCAAGAUUCUACGACAAUCGCUGACGAAACCACAACGAUGAUUUCGGAAGCGGCGGCUUUUGUGCCUGCAAAUGUCUUCCGUUUUACAUCUGGCCACCAAAAUAGUUUUGGCGUUCCCAUUGAGGAGGACGAGCGGAUUCUCCGGCUAAUCGAUGGACUUUUCCCCGGGCAUGCCCCAUCCCCGACUACAACUGCCACUGUUGAUUCCAUUGCCAAAGUAUCUCCCACAAUCCCUCCAGUGACACAUAACAAACCCACCGCUCCAAUGAUGUCGGCUAGCAGCAAGCCGACAAACACGCAGGAUAGCCGCUGCUACUCAACUUCACUGGCAAUGUGUCAGGGUGUCCUGGAAUACGACUUGACCUAUAACAUUUCAGCACACAUCACGACCACGGACCUCAAGGACUACCAGUUGAUGGUAAACUCGAAUUGUUCCGCCCGAUCGGCUGAGUUCAUUUGCGCCGUUUUCGAGCCCGAAUGCAGACCCAGCCAUAUUGGUAUUCUUCCACCCUGCAGGAGGAUAUGCAAAGCAAUUCGCGAAGCCUGCUCCGAAAUAAUUGCAAACUCAGAUUCACUGACGGAAACAUUCGAUUGCAGUCUGUACCCAGAUUCGAGCGACCCUCAACGUUGCGACGAUCCGACCCGGAGGAAGGGUUAUUGCUAUGACAACGAAUUCGAAUGUUAUGACAGCUCUUGCAUUCCCAGGCAAUGGCAGUGCGACAACAUAAAAGACUGCCCGGCUGGCGAGGACGAGGACAGCUGUCUGACAUGCGACCAGCCAGACGAAUUCCGUUGUCGCUCUAAUGAAAAAUGUGUGCCUGAUGAAUCGCGCUGUGAUAUGAAGUACGACUGUUUCGAUGGUUCCGACGAGGAAAAUUGUAGUUCCCAGGACAAUGAAGACGAUUCUCGAUUCGACGCGGACGAUAUCAAUGCUUUCCCUCGACUAUUUUCCUAUGCCGCCAUUUUCCUGCCCAAUCAGACCAGCGACAGCCUGUACACGUACAUAACAACCACGACAGAAGAUCUGAAUACACCCAACCCGCUUCAAUGGCAGAUUGCGAACAAUCGUUCUCUUGGGGUGUCGAAAGAAGAUGUCACGAAUGCUGUUCCAUCGGAGAGACUGAAGGGUUUUGCCAAUUUUCGCGAUAGCAAAGAAAUCAUGAUGACCAGUGAUUCCGAAAACAACUUUGAAAUAUCAGCCACACGCGGAAACCGUUCAACGGGCACGACACCUUUACAACCAGCAGCUUCGAUUCUGGUAGCGGUCAGUACCGAACCGCCGCAAGAAAAGGUAGUUGCAGCAGUGUGCGCACCCCACGAACUUCGUUGCGUGAGUGGGAAGUGCAUAACGGUGAAUCAACUCUGUGAUAGGAUAAACGAUUGUCCCGAUGGAUUUGACGAGUUGAUGUGCGUCUACAAGGACCGUACCACAACAGCGCGGAGUCGAGGAACAACCAUUCUUCCCAACCCAUUCACAACGUCUGUGGCCAUUAAUUCAACCCGAUCUGACAAAAGAACGAUCAGAACCACCAUCAAACGAAAAGUCAAAGUGUAAAUAGUUGUCGAAAGGACCUCCUGCUUUAAUUGCUGUGUGCAUACACUAAGGAAUUAUAUGUAGCCGGAGCAUUGUGAUUGGGCAUUGCCAUUGGAACUACUUCAUGACAUGUUUACUACUUUCUUUAUACCUACAAAGCCACCUAAGUAAUAGAGGAAAGUAAAUCGACAACUGGAUGUUGAUGAGCUAUGUGAGACGUUUGUCCUUUAACAGAAAACUUGGAUUUUUAGAGUAGGUUUCUAUCGAAAAGCCCUCUUGCGUAUAUACCAAUAUUAUGAGCCCCAACUCAAUUGACGUGAAAAUCCACCAUCUGUGUAGGGUAGGUUUUCAUGAUUCGAAACACGGUAGACUCAAUCAGUCUGGCAUUUGUUAUUACAAAACCAUGUCAAUGCAGUAGAAUGGGCAGAUCCACCUAACAACUUGUGAUACUUCCACGAGUACCUCAAAAGUCAUUCCCCUCAUCGAGAACCUGUUUGAUGUUGACAAUAAAAAUAUCUUAUUUUGUAAUCGUUAUCUUUAAAUGGACGAUAUGCCUCAAAUGCCUCAAAAAUUAUACUUCGGCCACAAACAAUACAACUUUGUGUACCAACUCUUUGCACAACUUCACUUUUCGUAGAGUUAAUCUGAGUUAAGAUGACUCCGGAAAUAAUUUCAUGCUCUUUAAUUGGCUCAAUAGCUUUUAUUUAUUGUCAAUGUUUAAAAUUCCAUUUUAUAAUGAUGUACUACCAGUUGUAUUGUUUGUGGCCAGUUGUAUAACGUAUGACUUAUCGAUGAGCUAAACAUUUAUGUAUGCCCAUGGCAUUCCACUGUACUGGCACCGAUGCCUAUUAUUAUUUAGACAUAAAAUAAUUCUUUUGCUGUUUGAGGGUAACCAUUCGAAGAUUUGAACUACUGUAGCGCCCAAUGCAACGAGCAGACCGAAAACAACCACUUCAAAACCACCCCAAUACAUUAACAAAAGAUUUUUCGUUCGAAUUGUACAUUUUUUCACCCAAAAGGGAAAGCAAAACCCCUCCGAUUAGUCCUUUGUUCCUUUUGCAGAGUUGCCGAUUUAAUUUGUCAAUUUUCCGCUAAAAUACUUCGCUUAGUUGAAUUUUGAUUGAUUCUAAAUUGUCGGUGACAGCUGCAAUCGGCUGCUAUCUAAGCGCAUUAACGCUUUAGUGAAAUCAGAUUAAAUACUAACUGUGCCCGACCAAAACUGCAAAUUCUCAUGUGAAACCAAUUUAUUGCGGCAAAGGGGGCCGAAACUAUUUGUCAAGGAAUCUCUUCAUAGCUGGCGGCAAAAAAGUGAAACAAUUGUGCAUGGAAAACAACCAAAAUCAACCAAACUACAACAGCCACGUAAUGUCGGCAACGCGAUUGGCAUGCAUAUGAACGCUAUCUCGCCUGUCUUGAGAAAAAACAGACAAGCCAACACUAUUUCAGAAGCUGCCCAAUAUAGCCACCAAAAUCGGUAUCACACGUGAAUUGAGCGACCUUCACUUACGGUAUUCAGUUGCAAAAAUUUACAGUAAUGCAGCAGCGGCAUAGCGUUACAAUUGCCAGCGUUUCUGCCAUUAUUUUAAUUUAUUAAUUUCGAAAUGCGAAUAUUAAUUCGUUGUGCUGCCGGUUGGUAUUGCGCAUGCGUAUUUGUGGAAAACUUGGAAAAUGAACAGUGGCUUACCACUAACAUAGAUACGUAAGCAAAAUAAAAAUGUUAU
Musca domestica (house fly) is the source of this 5054-nucleotide messenger RNA. RefSeq lists its product as uncharacterized. Lineage: Eukaryota; Metazoa; Arthropoda; Insecta; Diptera; Muscidae. Gene Ontology annotation, cellular component: plasma membrane. Bases 922 to 3354 code for a protein of 810 amino acids. Gene Ontology annotation, molecular function: protein binding. The record is from RefSeq and is a predicted model, not a curated record. The transcript has 7 exons.